AUGGUCCUACCUCGCAAGCAUCGCGAGAAAGCACCAACGCCCGUGAGAGACACUGAUGUCGAGUCGAAUGUUGAUGCAGGCACACCUCCAGGCGUGCAACCAGGCGUGGCGCGGAUCGUACAGAAUCUAGUCAUGGAACUAAUACGAGUCCACUGCUUCCAGAAGAGACUGCGAACAAAGCGUGGUGAAGUCCAACAAGGAAUUGAUGGAGACUACACCAAAAGCAUGAAUUCUCUGAAGGCACGCAUCACAAAGCAUUAUCAGAUCGAGACUCAGAAGCGAUCGAAACUCUUGAGUAAGCAGUUGGAACGACUCUCCCAGGCGAUCGAGAAGAAGCAAGCUUGCGAAGAUGCAAUCAUCAAGCUCAUGACCCAACUUUCCACAGAUGGAGCACACAUCGCGACACUGAUGAACGCAGUUCACACCGGGCGGAAGCAGUCCACUCUUGCCGCUGCUGCUGAGUUUAACAAAAAGUGA
This is a messenger RNA of Pseudomassariella vexata, 477 nucleotides long. RefSeq lists its product as uncharacterized. The coding region runs from base 1 to 477 and encodes 158 amino acids. Lineage: Eukaryota; Fungi; Ascomycota; Sordariomycetes; Amphisphaeriales; Pseudomassariaceae. The transcript has 3 exons. The record is from RefSeq and is a predicted model, not a curated record.